AUGGCCCGCCCCCAGACAGAGAGUGGAGUGGACCGCCAUGGCCGGGGCAGACUAAACAGAUGCAGCAUGGAGGUCCAGCGGCCAGACACCUGGCCUGGUGGCAGCAACCACCCUCUCCAGGCUGCAUACCACAAGUCCUACCAACUGCUCCCCAACAUGGACACCCAGCCCAGGCAGGGCUCUCCUCCCCCCCAGCCCCAGAGAGAAGCCUCCCCACCCCCCAGUGCCCAUCCACUGGACACCCCCAGAAGAGCAAGCACAGGUAGGUUAUUACUACUAGUUGCUGGAUACUGUGAUGUUUCAUGUAGUCUGUGUUGCUGUUCUUAGGUAUAGGCCUAAAUGGUAAGCCACUGAGGCAGAAACCAUGGUCAUGUUAGAAUAGGAUUAUAAGUGGUAGCUAUGAAUAGCUUACUGCUAUGAGGAAAUUCUAGCAUCAAAGGACAUCAUGCUCACAUGCCAGUGCAGUGGCAUUGGAUGGGAAAGUUCCCCACUUAACUGUGUGAUGGAAUGUGUGAGUCAAUCGAAAAGGAAAGUUGAUGAAAUAGAAAUGCAUUGAAUAUGAAGCAAAAGACUUCAAUGUGAUUGUUAUUAUACUUGUAAGACUCGUUGAUACUUGUACGUCUAAGUGAAGUUCCUCAUCUGUUAAUUUUCCACCAAGUAUAAAUGGGUAGGCUAGUAGUCAUAAAACUGUUGUCAUCACCGUAGGAUGUAAAUAUCAAGCAGUGCAGAAAAUGUGCCCUUUAAACAGCCUCCCUUAUAUAGCCUAAACCUAUUGAUGCUUUACCUAGAUUGCCUUAAGUAUGAACUUGCUAACUAAGAAGGUUGCCCCUGGCAAUGGCAUGGACCCCAGAUAGAAAGCUCUCAACCGAAUGUUACACAUUUGCUACUGUUUUAUGCACUCAGUUUGAUCUGGUGUGUUCAUGCUUGUGGAAAGAGUAAACAAACCGCUAAACAAUUGAGAUGGGAACCAAUGAGGAGAGAGGCCUGAAAGAAGGCAGUCAGAGUAUUGCAUCUCAAAUAGGAGCAUCACGGUCAUUGACAGCAGUGAAAAGUUUAGCCUAUGUACACAAUCUACAGUAUGUGGGGUAUUGUCACUGUCAUUUAUUGCAAUGGUAAGUGUGGAUUAGGCUAUUUCUCUGAAUCUUGUCAGAGAAGAGUUCAGGGUUGUACUGAUGUGGUGUGGUGUUGCUGUGCAUGUGAGGUCUUUAGGGCUGCAGGCUUUGGUCUUGGGGCUAUGUAGUUACUUAGGAGGCGAGGGAAGCAUUUUGAGCACGUGGCUAUGCAACUGAAAUAAAUAGUUUGGAAUAGUAUCUCUCUCUGGCGCUCGCUCCCUCUCUUUCUGGCUGUAAGUCAAACGCUGUGGCUGGGGCAUGUUGAGACUUGUCCCCUGCUCAUGACUUCCCAUAGAGAGAAGUCUGCUCCACUUCCUUCAGUGGGAGUUCAGCUCAACAAGCCAGUCGACCAUCCAUCCUGUCAAUAUAUAAUGCCCUCCAUGGUUAGAGGCAUAGCCUACCCUCUCUCUCCCCGUUUCCUUCCGUAGGGACCGCAGCUGGUCCUACUUGACCAUUUCUGUUUCUUCUGUAAUCCCUCUUUUAACCCCUCCCCUCCCUUGUGUUUUCUACCUUUGCGCUCUCUGGCUCUCACUGCCUCUUCCCCAGUCCCCGGGCAGACUGGUCCCUCCCCGCCCCUCAGCCUGUCCACCCUAUCCCAGCCUCUGAAUCUGUCCGCCAAUGGCUUGAUUCUGUCUCUGGGAGCACCAGUUUAUAGUUACCCUGGCAACAAGCCAGAGUUCCUCUCCGUUCUCUCGCUCUCCGUUCUCUCUCUCUCUCUCUCUCUCCCUCCCUCGCUCUCUCUCCCUCUCUGUCUAGUCACCUGCAUCUUAAGGAUCAGAAAAUACUCAGGACAGCGACAAAAUCCUGUGGUUGCCAGGAGCCUUGCUUCCUGUGGAGCACGCUGUCAGGGUUGUGCACAAACACAGUGGGGUUUGGGAGGAAAUUGGACGGAAACCAUCCAUUGGAUGCACAGAGCUUUUUUCUUCCACUUAAUUUGAAGUGUCUUUGGAUCUUGACACAGAGCAACAGUUUGUAAACGGUCACUAAAGCAUUUAAUUGUACUGUGUACACCCCAUGUAGCCUGUGCAUAUGACAAAUAAAGUUGACUUGAUUUGAUUGAAAUGUAUUUUCUCAACCACAGUCGGCAGUGGUAGUGAUGCGCACAGUACUUUCAGUGUCAACAGUUUGCGUUGCAGUAUCAGAAGGGAAUAAGUUGCAUUUUUAUCACCUCCAUGCAAAUAGGCUUUCUUAUCCUCUUCUGAAUCUGAACAGAGUAGACAGGAGUUCCUCCUUCUAACAAACACUGUAAUACACAAACACAAGUAUUCUAGACUUAUUAAACAGAUUUUGAGAUUACAUUUUAACUUUGAAGGGGAAAAUAUGGGGUUGACGGCGGCAACCCCCAAGAUUUAAAAAAGUAUUCAAGAUUAGCCUGAACAGUCUGACAGGGGUGGUGGAGGGAGGUGGGGGGGUAUGCAUUGUGAGGGUUGACUUUCAAAAGAGGGUUGCUUUGGGGGGCAGAGGGAGGGGGAUGGGGGGGCACAUGUUACCCAGUAAACAAUGGGUCUGUGUUGCUAAGCAGCCUAGCCACCAUUAAGCAUGUAGCCUAUAUGGUUUACGUGGUCUAUAGCAGACCAGACAACCAUGCUUGUUUCUAGACACCUAAAACUAUUUUGAAGCCAGAGAAGUGUUGUCUAGACAGACAACAAUAUACAGGAGACAUGUUUUAUGUGCCGGCAGGCUAUCAACAAUCUGCCUCCUACCAAAACAUGACCUGAUUCAGCCUGGUCUGUGCUGCCUUUGAUAUGGGCUAGUUGAUGUUGUGUUUCAGAGAUGGUCGUGGUGGGCUAUGGAGGUCCAGCUGUCUGCCAGAGGCAGUAAUGGCAUGUGUUGUUUUUUUCUCCCCAGACCCAGACAGAGAGCACCAGGACACCACAGCCAGGGAUCCCCUGCCUGACCUGCUGCCCCAGAGAGAGCGCUCUCACCAGGCUUCCCCCCAGCACAGAGCCCUUGGAGUAGCGGACCCGCAAUUGGAAGACGAGGUGGUGGAAUUAGUGGCCAACCAGCUUAAGAGAAUCGGCGAUGACUUGAACACUACGAUCCUCCAGAGAAUGGUAAGGACGAAUGAUCUAUUUGUGAGAUGGUGUAUUGUUUGGUGUGUUCUGAUAAAUGUGUAGAGGUGUUUUCAAUUUAAAUGUAAGUCAGUGUGUGUGUAUAUGUGAGUGGAUGAGUGUGUGUGUGUGCAUGAUUGAGCAUGUGUGCAUGUGCCAGUGGUGUAAAUGGAUCAAUAUGAUAUCCAUGAGCUGGGAGUGUUGUGACUGAAGUUGAGUUUCUAGUUGUGUGAACUUGAUGCCCUUCCCCCUCCCUCUGUCGUCUCCUUACCCCUCCCUUCCUCCCUCCCUCCCUCCCUCCCUCCCUCCCUCCCUCCCUCCCUCCGUGUGCUCUGCUGGGCUGUAUCGCGUGAGGAGCCAGUCAGUGAGGCAGCCGCAGGAGUAAACACAGCCUAAUCUCCCCCUCCCCCCGGCACCCGGCAACCUGCCUCCCCCCUCUGCAGACAAACACAGCUGACGUCACCCUACUCCAGCGUUCACUCACUCACACGGAUGCCACUGCCGAGUUGAUAUUCACUACGUGCGCACAGACAUAGACACAAAUGCUCGCACACGCACACACACAUAAUAAACAGUGAAGUUUAUUACAGUAUAAUAAAGCCCUUGGUCUGUGGAGCAGGUUGGCGAUGUAUUAUGUGCCCUCGUUAAACUGGCUCUUGCCCUACUGUCUGGUAUCAGUGGAAGGACAGGGGAUUUUGGGAAACGUUGUUUACAGUGAGGAUAGCUAAAAGAACAGGGACUUCCUUAGCACAAGUAACAACAAAUGGGCUGCUACAAACACACACACACACUCACCACCACCACACACUCACUCACUCACCACCAGCGACACACAGCACUCACCACCACGCGACACGGACGCACCCACCCACACACGCACGCAGCACACCACGCGACCAGCACGCACCACCACAGGACGCACGCACGCACCCACCACGCGACACGCACGCACCGACCACGCAACAGGCACGCACACCACACCACGCGACACGCACGCACGCACCACCACACCACCACGCGACGCGCACGCACCACCACCACACACGCACGCACCACCACCGCGACACACGCACGCACGCACGCACCACCACGAGACACGCACCACCACCACCACACACGCACGCACGCACCACCACGAGACACGCACGCACCACGACAACCACGCAACAAGCGACACGCACGCACACCACGCAACACGCACGCACCACCACGCGACACGCACGCACGCACCACCACCACGCGACACGCACGCACCACCACGCGACACGCACGCACCACGACAACCACGCAACAAGCGACACGCACGCACCACCACGCAAACACGCACGCACCACCACGGACACACGCACGCACCACCACGCGACACGCACGCACCACCACCACCACGCGACACGCACGCACCACCACCACGCACACGCACGCAGGCACGCACCACCACGCGACACGCACACCACCACCCGACACGCACGCACCACCACCACCACCACGCGACACGCACCACCACCACGCGACACGCACGCACCACCACCACGCGACACGCACGCACCACCACCACCACCACCACCACCACGCGACACGCACGCACGCACGCACGCACGCACCACCACCACCCGACACGCACGCACCACCACCAACAGCGACACGCACGCACCACCACCACACGCGACACGCACGCACCACCACGCGACACGCACGCACCACCACCACCACGCGACACGCACGCACCACCACGCGACACGCACGCAACACCACCACGCGACACGCACGCACCACCACCACGCCACACGCACGCACCACCACGCGACACGCACGCACCACACCACGCGACACGCACGCACCACCACCACGCGACACGCACGCACCACCACCACCACCACCACCACGCGACACGCACGCACGCACGCACCACCACGCGACACGCACCACCACCACCCGACACCACGCACCACCACCACCACCACGCGACACUCACGCACCACCACGCUACACUCACGCACCACAACCACGCGACACUCACGACCACCACCCGACACCACGCACCACCACCACCACCACCUGACACGCACGCACCACCACCGACACGCACCACCACAACCGACACACGCACCACCCCCAACGCGACACGCACUCACCACCACCACCACCACCACCACUCUACACUCACUCACUCACCACCACUCUACACCACCACCCUACACUCACUCACCACCACCACCACCACUCUACACUCACUCACCACCACCACUCUACACUCACGACCACCACCCUACACUCACUCACCACCACCACUCUACACUCACUCACCACCACUCUACACUCACUCAACACCACCACUCUCUAAUGUUUCUCUUGUUCAGUUGUUUUUUCUGCAUCUUGUCUUGUGACCUCCCGUACUGUGCCCCUCUUUCUCUGCGUGGUCAGUGGUUUUCUAUCUUCCCUUACCCUGUAUCCUCCCCUACUCUAUUUCUCUCUCUCCCCACCUCUCAAUCUCUCCUCUCUUUCUCCCUCCCUCCCUGAGCUAUAACUCGCACUCUCUUUCUUUGUGUAUUUUAAGCUUUCUGCUAGCAUCCCUCUGUCUGUCAGUGUCUGGUUUUUACUACUUCUCUCUGUCUCGUUCCCAUAUUCACACACACUCUCUUUCACACUCUCGUUCUCUCUUUUUCACCUCUCUCUCUCUUACUAAGGAGCAGGUUAUUUUUAGUGAGUGACUCAAAGCAGCUGUUGACGGGCGAUGUGCUGCCUCUACUGACUCUGUUUUGCAGACAGUGUCUGUCUGGGACUUCCUAACUCCACCCAGUUGCACCGCAUACACACAUACACACAAACACACACACAGACUCACACGCGAUAAAAGCUCACAUGUUCCAGUAAGGGGCUAUUAAAGGCCAUUAAAAAGUAUAGAAUCUAGAAAGUAUAAAACUGUGUAGUAGUGGUUGCACAUAGCCUAUAUCAUAGUGAUAUGAUGUUGUGACUUUCUCUUAAAGCAUGGAACAGGGAAUGCUAUCCUAUGGCAUUUCUAAAUGAAUCUCUUGGUGAAAUUGCGGAUGUUUGUAAAGACCCAAGCUAUUCUAAAUAGAUCUUGAUAGUUAAGUCAAUUCAGUGUUGUCCAGAAUUAGGUCACUUACGGCCAUGUAGUGUUACACUGCAAUCAUCAACAAUGUAACCUCUAUCCCUUAUUUACUGUUGCAGACUGUUCAUUAUAUCCAUGGCUUGCCAAGGUCACUUUGUCAACAAAUGUUCAUUUGAAGAAGCAUCAAGGCUGAAAGGCCAACAGUAAAAGACACAAUUGUUUUGGGGUUGAGGACAAAUUCUUCCUAUUUCUCUCGCUCUCUCUCUCAGGGUGGUAUCCCCCAACGGCAGGGCUGGAGAGGCCUGUGUCUAGGAGUCCUCAAUUUCCUCUCGGAUACCCUCAGCACUCUGCACCGACUGAGAUAA
This is a messenger RNA of Coregonus sp. 'balchen', 6598 nucleotides long. NCBI's taxonomy places the organism in Eukaryota, Metazoa, Chordata, Actinopteri, Salmoniformes, Salmonidae. The record is from the annotation of a GenBank genome assembly.